UAAGCUGUCUGUCACUUGUCUUUCAGAUAUUUAUGUUUUCGGUGUGGGGGCAGCAAUGAACGAGGAGGAAAUCAACAAGUUGGUGUCGAAGAAGAGUUCAGAAAGGCAUUUCUACAAACUAAGAGAUGACACCAAACUGACAUCCUUGUUCAAGAUGAUUAUAGAUGAGAGUAACAGUGUAGACCUGUGUGGUCUAUCCUGGGACCGUGAUGGUGAUGAUUCCACCACAUCCAAACGGCAAGAAUACCCUUGGGUAGUCACAAUCUCUGUCUUGGUCGGAAAGGAGCAAAGAUCUUGCAUGGGUACCCUUGUUACGCCUAGAUUUGUCCUUACAGCUGCUCACUGUUUCAGGGAUAAGCAGAUAGAUAUGAUUAAAGUGAAGGUCUACGACCAGGAAGAUAUGACGUUGGAGCAGAAACCUAUAAUUCAUCCAGAUUAUGAUGUCUUUAAGAAGAAGGACAAAGGGGUUUCAGAGUUUUAUGACUACGAUUUGGCACUCUUGAAGUUGAGUAGUGAUGUCCAAAGGUCUAAAUAUAUCAGGCCCAUCUGUAUUCCUUGUACUAUAUCCUCCAUCCGUGCGUCAGGUCUCCAUACAUCAACAACCUGUAAGGCGCAAGGUGAGUGACAGAAUUUAUCUAAUGAAUGUAAGUGUGUCAUAACUACCCAAACAUAAGCACACAAAAUAUGAGCAGAAACUAUUUAUAGCGCCAAUUAUCAAUAAGCAGAGGCUACGCAACCAUUUUGAACUGUCCCGUC
Messenger RNA from Oncorhynchus kisutch (coho salmon), 756 nucleotides. Its product is annotated as complement factor B-like. Gene Ontology annotation, cellular component: extracellular exosome. The record is from RefSeq and is a predicted model, not a curated record. The transcript has 5 exons. Gene Ontology annotation, molecular function: serine-type endopeptidase activity. Lineage: Eukaryota; Metazoa; Chordata; Actinopteri; Salmoniformes; Salmonidae. Gene Ontology annotation, biological process: proteolysis; response to bacterium; complement activation. The coding region runs from base 56 to 625 and encodes 189 amino acids.